UAAUGUAAACACAAAAUUCAUUUGAUAUUGCCCCUGCAGAAACAAUGCUGUUAAAAGACUCUUAAUAAAAGAAAUAGGUUCGUUUCAGAUAAGCUUUGGUUGCUGGUUUGAUUCUGGCUGCUGUUUUAAGUCUUACAAUAGUCUUCACACCUAAAGGUGAGAGUGUUCCAACUUACACAUUAAACUAAAGAAGUUAAUAUUAUUCUUAAGAUUAAUUAUGUGUAUAUUAAGUUUCAACAGGCUCAACUAAUUGUACUCUAAUUGCUGCAAAUACAUCUACUGUAACUGUGGAUUCUAAUCAAUAAAAUACCACUCAUUUAAUAAUUUUAGAUGGAUUAUAGGUUACUUAAAAUACAACCUAUUCCAAUGGAACAACUGCUUAUGAUAAUUUAUUCGAUGCCAAUUUGAACAUUUCUUAAGAAUUAUCCAAAAACUUACGUUUACUUCAAGUUUCAGCUGAUGGAUGUUAUGGUCCCUGUUAUGACGAAAUUCCUAUCGUCACAUUUACAACUGAUAAUUAAAAUGGUUAAGUUAUUGAAAUUGGUGUACCAUCAUCAUUAAAUGGUUUAAUGUUAUAAACAUUGAUCGCAACAAUAUAACAUUUAGGGCCUAAUGUGUAAGAAACCCAAAUUGAUUAGGACUAAAUAAUUAAUCCAUAUAUAAUUGGAAAAUAUUAGUUUAUUUCAAAAAGAAAUACAGAAACAAGCUGGUUUGGAAAUACUAAGGUUACUAAAUAAGUAACUCAGGAUGACUGUUUGAAUGAAAACUUUUUAAUUGGAGAUCAAUUUUCUUAAAACUAAACAACAUUAUUAAGUAGAUAAAACUAAAUUAUUUCAUCUAAAAUUUCGGUAAACAUUGUUAUGGAUCAUUCUGUUCAACCUUAAGGCGCUGAUGUUGAAUAUUCUUAUAAAACUAUUGUUUCAGAUGACUCAAAUUUGAUAUUAGGUAACUCAAAUAUCGAUGUCAAAUAUACAUAGCUUCUUUCAGAUAUUAAAUCAAAACAAAACAUUCAAACUUAUUCUUUGGCAACAAUUUAAGAUAGACUUAUUAAAAAUAGAUAGAAUAAAUCAUUAAAUAUGUAUGAAAUGAAGUAAAAGGCAGAAUAGCACAGAUUACUUAUCGAAGAAACAAUUUCAAAUAGUUCUGUACAUUGUCCUUCAAAUGGUUUAAUUGAUUUCUAAAAAACUGUUCUUACUUUCACUGUUAAAGGAACUAAAUUAUAAUUAGAUUUAGCACUUAAAGGAACAGCAGGAAACGGAAUUGCAGAUUUAAAUAUUAAGUUCUGUGUAGCUAUGGAAGGAAUGUGUUUGUUUGAGAUUAUCAAUUCAAAUCUAAAUUAUACAGGAUAACCUUUUAGAGAUAUCGAACUUAAUGGUAUGUAAAAUAUUUCAUUGUUCUAAACUGACCUAGUUGUUUAAGGAUUUACAGUUGGUGUUGGAGCUGAUUUUAGUUAUGGAUUUAUCGUUUAAUAAAAUGUCUAAUAAAAUGCCACUAUCUUUUCAGUUUAAGAUAUCUUCCUUGUUCCAGUCUUAUUGACAGUAUAUGGAGAAUCUUCAAUCCCAGAUUUAGUCGCUGUUAGAACAGCUGUUGUUGCUGACAUAUUCACAGGAAAUGUAACAAGUAAUGUUGCUUUUGGAUAUGACUAAAAGAUCUAAUCAAUUAAUUCUAAUUAAUAUACUUUGAACUUAAACUUAGAUAUGGAAGAAUUUAGAGCUAUUGUUAUUGCUUAAUAUCAACAUAGUGAAUUAUCAACAAAAGAAAAAUGCAAAAGACAUUUGGGAUUCUUUAAGGUUUGUUAUCCAAUUCCUGUUGCAGGAUUGUUAGGAGAUUGGUAAAACCUCUAUUACAAUAAUUGGGGAUUUCCAGUUUUGGUUUAGAACUAUACAUUAUAUGGUGUCUAAUCAGAUUGUUUCAUGAAAAAUGAAUGAG
Messenger RNA from Paramecium pentaurelia, 1929 nucleotides. NCBI's taxonomy places the organism in Eukaryota, Ciliophora, Oligohymenophorea, Peniculida, Parameciidae. The record is from the annotation of a GenBank genome assembly.